Molecule: messenger RNA, 928 nt
Organism: Anastrepha ludens (Mexican fruit fly)
Lineage: Eukaryota; Metazoa; Arthropoda; Insecta; Diptera; Tephritidae
Exons: 4
Coding region: 248-928 (226 amino acids)
Source: RefSeq, a predicted model, not a curated record
UCUCAUCAUAUCAUUAUAAAAAUUGAUUUUAAGAACCUAUAAAUGUGUUGUGAAUUUCUUUAUUUGAUAUGUUUUAUGAAACGAAACCAAGAUUGCGCUUAGAAAAAGUUCAUAAAAUUUAAUAAUAAAUUAUGCAUGCAGGGGACACAUGCAUUUUUGUUGCGAGGGUCGCAAAUGCCUUGAUCUGAAAUAAAUAUGUAGGGGAAAACACAAGAACUCCAAGCAAGAGCUAAUUUUAGUCGACUUUAUGGAAUCUCAUCCAGAUUUGGCGAAGAAUUUUUCGAAGGGCGACAGAGUUGCUGUUGACGAAAAGUGGAAAGAGCUAACGACGCUGCUAAAUGCAGAAGGCCCGCCCCAAAAAGAUGUUAAUGGAUGGAAAAAAAUAUGGUCUGACUGGAAGGGGUGCAUUCGUAAUAAGGUUGCCCAUAACAAUCUAGAAUCGAGGGCAACAGGAGGUGGACCCUUUAAUAAGCAUGUACUGACGAGCACCGAAGAAUGUGUUGCAAGAACUUGUGGAAUUUUUGCAGCCGUUGAGGGCAUAAACCAUUCUAGAAGCUUUGGGACAGAAGAAAAUAAUAGCGCUAUCGAAUCUGAGGAAGAACGUCCCCAAACAAGGAGGGAAGCAGUGGCUACCCCGAGAGCUGCAAAAAGGCCACGAGUAUCAACGCAGGACAGCCUUCAGACGUGUAUGGCAACGCAAUCUACUUAUAUGGAGAAAAUAUCCACCACUUUAGAUAACAUUUGCGAAAACCAACACAAGAUUGCAAAAUCGCAGGAAGAUGAAAGGGAAGAGAUUCGACGAGUUUGUCGUGCUGUUGAGAAACAAAAUAAAUUGCUGGCAGAGCAAAAUCGCUUGAAGACUCAAAGUAUAGAGCAAAAGCAAAGACAUUACCUCAGAAUGGAGCAGUUGCAACAUGAAACACAAUAG